This is a messenger RNA of Acanthochromis polyacanthus (spiny chromis), 8661 nucleotides long. RefSeq names its product CDC42 binding protein kinase alpha (DMPK-like) b (gene cdc42bpab). Lineage: Eukaryota; Metazoa; Chordata; Actinopteri; Pomacentridae. The record is from RefSeq and is a predicted model, not a curated record. Gene Ontology annotation, biological process: actomyosin structure organization; peptidyl-threonine phosphorylation. Gene Ontology annotation, cellular component: cytoskeleton; actomyosin; cytoplasm. Gene Ontology annotation, molecular function: ATP binding; protein serine/threonine kinase activity.
GGCAAGAAGCGAGCGACCGGCGGGGGAGGCAGGCAGGCGGUGCAAAGGAGAGGACAGGGGGGGGAAUUUAGGCUGUGUCCCGUAUUUGGAAUAAGCAGGAGCAGAACACAGCUCGUCCUCUUUGACGUGAAACCAGCUCCUCACCGCGUAACCUUCAGGAAGACGGAGGAAAAGGACGCGCAUUUUGGGACGGCGAGCUCACUUUGAACUGUUUUGAGAAGAAACUAUAAAACAGACAUUUCGUUUCUCCGGGACGAAGAAUGGGAUUGAAAGAACAUAUCUGCCCGCAGUGAGUUGUGAAAACACGCGGGGGGUAUUUUUUUUAAAACACCUAUAUUGCAUGUCAACUCCUGCGGGGAGGGAAAAAUCAGGAAAAUAAGGGGCGAUGAAGGAAUUCUGCAGCGGGGAAAAGUAGCGUUAGCUCCCCGGCUAGCUGAGCUAACCUAGCAGGCUGCUAACUAAGCCGAGGAGGGGCGCUGGGGCUUUGUAGCAUUGCAGAUCUGCCUUCUAUUUUUUUUUUUUUUUUUUUUGCUGCAAGAAUGGAGAAAUAUCUACCACAGCAACCACUCAGGGAGGCCUGCUGAACUAUUAUUGAGCCUCAAACAAGGAGACGAGGUAGGAAACUGCUAGCUAACGUUGCGUUUUCAUCCAGAACCGACCGGCCCGGGGCAGAGCCAGGGUCCGGACUUCUCCUCUUAUGAGCCCUGGGGGGAUCGGUGUUAAAAAAUGGGGAAGUGCAGCCCGUCCUACCCACCUCCUACAUACUGGAUCUGCAGAGGGAGGUCAUGAAUAGGUGGAUUUUAACGCUAAAUUAGCCCCCCUCCCAGCAGAAAGUUUGAUUAUUUUCAAGGUGAGAGAACUUCUAGUGUCUCCUGAGGCCCUCUGAGCUAACUACCGAGGCCGAGGAGGUGCUGUUUUGUUUUUUUCUCGUUUCUUUAUUUUAUCCAUCAUCAUCAUUACUAGUAAGGAGUAAACAUGUCUGGAGAGGUGCGUUUGAAGAAGCUGGAGAAGCUGAUCCUGGACGGGCCGGUCCAGUCUAACGGCCAGUGUCUGAGCGUGGAGACUCUGCUGGACAUCCUGGUGUGUCUCUAUGAUGAGUGCAACAACUCACCCCUCAGGAGGGAGAAGAACAUCCUGGAGUUUCUGGACUGGGCCAAGCCCUUCACAUCCAAAGUGAAGCAGAUGCGUCUGCACAAGGAGGACUUUGAGAUCCUUAAAGUGAUCGGACGUGGAGCAUUCGGAGAGGUUGCGGUGGUAAAAGUGAGAAACACUGACAAGGUGUUCGCCAUGAAGAUCCUCAACAAGUGGGAGAUGCUGAAGCGAGCAGAGACGGCGUGUUUUCGGGAGGAGCGGGACGUGUUGGUGAACGGGGACUGCCAGUGGAUCACCACCCUGCACUACGCCUUCCAGGACGACAGUAAUCUGUACCUGGUCAUGGACUACUACGUGGGCGGUGACCUGCUGACUCUGCUCAGUAAGUUUGAGGAUCGGCUGCCGGAGGAGAUGGCUAAGUUCUACCUGGCAGAGAUGGUCCUGGCCAUCGACUCCGUUCACCAGCUCCACUACGUCCACAGGGACAUUAAACCCGACAACCUCCUGCUGGAUAUGAACGGCCACAUCCGCCUCGCUGACUUCGGCUCCUGCCUCAAACUCAUGGAGGACGGGACGGUCCAGUCCUCUGUGGCAGUAGGAACUCCAGACUACAUCUCCCCAGAAAUCCUCCAGGCUAUGGAAGAUGGGAAAGGGAAGUAUGGACCUGAGUGUGACUGGUGGUCCCUGGGCGUCUGCAUGUACGAGAUGCUGUAUGGAGAGACUCCUUUCUAUGCAGAGUCCCUGGUGGAAACCUACGGGAAGAUCAUGAACCACAAGGAGCGAUUCCAGUUCCCCCAGCAGAUAACAGACGUUUCAGAGGAUGCAAAGGAUCUGAUUCGUCGGCUCAUUUGCAGUCGAGAGCACCGAUUGGGCCAGAACGGCAUCGAGGACUUCAAGCAGCACCCGUUUUUCACCGGCAUUGAUUGGGACAACAUUCGUACAUGUGAAGCCCCCUACAUCCCAGAGGUCAGCAGUCCCACAGACACCUCCAACUUUGAUGUGGACGACGACUGUCUAAAGAACUCGGAGACGAUGCCCCCUCCCUCUCACACUGCCUUCUCCGGCCACCACCUCCCCUUUGUGGGUUUCACCUAUACAAGUAAAUGCACCAUAUCUGAUCGGGGGUGCCUGCGACAGCUAGCGGGGGAGCCGGGGAAGGCGGGACUGGACCAGGUGGACGUAGAAGUCCAACGCAGUCUGGAGGACAGCCUGGCCACCGAGGCCUAUGAGAGGAGGAUUCGCCGCCUGGAGCAGGAGAAGCUAGAGCUGAGCCGCAAACUGCAAGAGUCGACUCAGACGGUUCAGGCGCUGCAGCACCCGACAGGUGAAGGAAUUGUCAGCACCAACAAGGAGGUGGAGAUCCGGAGCCUGAAGAGCGAGAUCGACAUUCUCAAGAAGCAGAUUGCCGACUCGGGCCAACUGGAGAAGCAGCUGGAGGACGUGACGUCGGCUCGCAGGGACCUGGAGGACUCGUCUAAACACAUCAAGACUCUGGAGAAACAGAUCAAGAGCGUCACACAGGAGAGGGACGACUUCCAGAAGGACCUUAUGGAAGCCAGCGAGAAGCUGAAGUCUCAGUCCAAGGAGCUGAAGGAAGCCCACAGCCAGAGGAAACUGGCCAUGCACGAGUUUUCUGAGCUCAACGAGAAACUCACAGACCUCAGGUCAGCAAAGCAGCGUCUGACUCGCCAGCUGCGUGACAAGGAGGAGGAGAUGGAGAGCCAGAGUCAGAUGGAGGCUCUCCGCCUGGAGGUGCGAAAGGCCGAGAGGGCCAAGAAGGAGAUGGACGCCCAGGCAGAGGAGCAGGCAGCAGAGACCCAGAAAGAGAAGAAGCUGAGGGAACGUAAUGAGCAGUACAGCCGGCAGCUGGAGGAGGAGCUGGAAGGGCUGAAGGUAAGAGAGCCGGCCUCCUCUGCCGCUCCGGCCUCGGCAGACCAGAGCCAGGAGGUGGCUCGCUUACGAGGGGAAAUGGAGAAGAAGACGCUGCUGUACGAGGAGGAGUUGGGUCGUAGGGAGGCCCAGCAUUGCACCGAGCUGAAGGCUCUGCGUAAAGAGCUAGAGACGCCGAGAGCCAACACCUCACCCUGCAGAAAGGAGAUCCUGAUGCUCAAAGAGCUGGACAAGACUCGCCGGGAGAGCCAAAGCGAACGGGAAGAGUUUGAGACGGAGUACAAGCAGAAGUACGAGAGGGAAAGAGUCCUGCUCACCGAGGAGAACAAGAAGCUGUCCAGUGAAGUAGAUAAGGUACCAUAUCUUUUGAUGCAGGUGAGUGAUGAGAAGGAUGCUCGAGGCUACCUGCAGGCUCUGGCCACUAAGAUGACAGAAGAGCUGGAGGGAUUAAGAAACACCAGCCUGGGAGCAAGAGCCACGGACAUGCCCGGAAGUGCGACGUUCGCCAAGCUGGACAUGUCGGCCCGUCUGGAGCUGCAGUCGGCUUUGGACACUGAGAUCAGAGCCAAGCAGGGCAUCCAGGACGAGCUGAACAAAGUCAAGGCCAACAGCAUUUCCACAGAAUGUAAACUGCAGGAGGUGGAGAGUAAAAACCAGGAUCUGCUGGCUGAGAUCGAUCGGCUGAAAAAGGAGACGGAGGAGCUGCGGCUACGACGAGGUGUCAAGCACCAGGAUUCCCAGAAUUCCUUCUUGGCGUUCCUCAACGCCCCCACCUCGGCCCUCGAUCAGUUUGAUCGCUCGCCGUCCGUCGGUCCGACUAGCAAAGGCAGACGUGUGGACUCUAUGGAUAACUUCACUCCCUCCAACACUCCGUCUCGGGAAUACAUGGAAGCCCAUAGAGUUGAUAGACCACCCUCCUCGUUCGGUCCAGACCCCACCAUGCGCUCAGGAGGCUACGGCAGCAUCGGACGCUCUUCGCCUAAGCCCAAAGCACAUCAGUUUAUAGUGAAAUCCUUCAACACGCCCACCAAGUGUAACCAGUGCACCUCCCUCAUGGUGGGACUCAUCCGUCAAGGUUGUACAUGCGAAGUGUGUAAUUUCUCCUGCCAUGUGACGUGUGCGGACAAAGCUCCAGCCGUGUGUCCGGUUCCCCAGGACCAGACCAAGGGUCCGCUGGGCAUCGACCCCCAGAGGGGCAUCGGUACGGCGAAUGAAGGCCACGUCAGGGUUCCCAAACCGACAGGUGUGAAGAAAGGCUGGCAGAGAGCGAUGGCUGUGGUCUGUGACUUCAAACUGUUCCUCUACGAGCUGGGAGAAGGAAAAGCAACGCAGCCGAGUGUGGUAGUCAGCCAGGUCAUAGAUAUGAGGGAUGAGGAGUUUUCUGUCAGUUCUGUCCUGGCCUCAGACGUCAUCCACGCCAGCCGCAAGGACAUCCCCUGCAUAUUCAGAGUCACGGCGUCCCAGCUCUCCCCCUCCAGCAGCCACAAACCCUCCAUCCUGAUCCUGGCCGACAGCGACCAGGAGAGGAACAAGUGGGUGGGCCUCCUCAACGAGCUCCACCGCAUCCUGAAGAAGAACAAGCUGAAGGAGCGCUUCGUCUACGUCCCCAAGGAGGCGUACGACAGCACCCUGCCCCUCAUCAAGACCACCCAGUCUGCUGCUAUCAUAGAUCAUGAGCGUGUCGCCCUGGGCAACGAGGAAGGCCUGUUUGUCAUCCAUGUCACCAAAGACGAAAUAAUCCGGGUGGGAGACAACAAGAAGGUCCACCACAUCGACCUGAUCCCCCAGGAGCAGCUGCUGGCCGUCAUCUCCGGCAGGAACCGCCACGUCCGCCUCUUCCCCACGCAGGCGCUGGACGGCCGCGAGACCGAGUCCUACAAGCUGGCAGAGACCAAAGGCUGCCAGACCGUUGUGUCCGGUCCGGUCCGAAACGGCUCCCUCACCUGCCUCUGUGUGGCCAUGAAGAGACAGAUCAUCUGCUACGAGGUGAAUAAGAGUAAAGGACGUCACCGUCGGCUGCGGGAGCUGCAGGCUCCAGGACCGGUCCAGUGGAUGGGUCUGCUCAGUGAACGCCUCUGUGUGGGUUAUCAGUCCGGAUUCAUGCGCUACAGCGUCCACGGCGACACGUCUCCGGUCAGCCUGCUGCAUCAUGAGGACCACACCCUGGCCUUCAUCCCUCAGCAGGGCCUGGACGCCCUCUGUGCCGUGGAGAUCUCCAGCAAAGAGCUGCUGCUGUGCUUCAGCGCCAUCGGGGUGUACGUGGACUCACAGGGCCGCAGGUCACGACAGCAGGAGCUGAUGUGGCCGGCGGUGCCCAACGCUGCCUGCUACAACGCCCCCUACCUGUCGGUGUACAGUGAGAACGCUGUGGAUGUGUUUGAUGUGAACACCAUGGAGUGGAUUCAGACCAUCCCUCUGAAGAAGGUGCGACCUCUGAACGUGGACGGCUCUCUGAACCUGCUGGGGCUGGAGACGGUUCGGCUCAUUUACUUCAGAAACAAGAUGGCCGAGGGUGAUGAGCUCGUCGUCCCGGAGACGUCAGACAACAGCAGGAAGCAGAUGGUUCGCAGCAUGAACAACAAGAGACGCUUCUCCUUCAGGGUGCCAGAAGAAGAGCGACUCCAGCAGAGGAGAGAGAUGCUGCGAGAUCCAGAGAUGAGGAACAAGCUCAUCUCUAAUCCCACCAACUUCAACCACGUGGCCCACAUGGGACCAGGAGACGGGAUCCAGAUCCUGAAGGACCUGCCCAUGAACGUCCGUGUUCAGGAGAGCCGUGCAGGAUUCAGCGGUUCCGUCAGCAUCCCCUCCAUCACCAAGAACCGGGCCGAGCCGGGCCGAUCCAUGAGCGCCAGCAGCGGACUGGGCAUCCGCUCGUCCUCCCAGAACGGCAGCGCUCUACGCAGGGAGCUGUCAGGAGGAAGCUACGGCUCCAAACGUCAGACCAUGACGUCUCCGUCUGAGAGCUCCCUGUCCUCUGGAGGAGGGAUGGACUGUGGAGACGCUCCGCUCUCACAGUUCGACAGAGAGGACUCAGACUCCCCCCGUCACUCCACGGCCUCCAACAGCUCCACCUUCAGCAGCCCUCCCAGUCCGGCCUCCCCUCACAAGACCAAGUCCCUGUCCCUGGAGAGCACAGACCGGAUGGGCUGGGACACAUGAGCCGCUGUUAGCCGCUAGUAGCUAGCUGCUAGCCGCUAGCCCACCUGUAACCCCACUGACCGACUGACCGACCGACCGACAGCACAGGACUCCACCUCCUCCACCGCAGCCUCACACGUCCUCCUGAACAUCACCCCUCACCGCCCAGAGAACUGCACCUCCUCACCAACAUCUGCCCCUCCUUACUGCCCCGCUUUGUCUCAGCGUUCUUCCACGACGGGGCAGAAAGAGUCUCUCUGAGGGGAGAAGCUAUCAUUAAUUAUGUGUGUGUGUGUGUGUGUGUGUGUGUGUGUGUGUGUGUGUGUGUUUGAGAGGCGUGUGCACGUGUUCAUCCAGUACGACAUCCCAUCGAUCGGCUCUUUUCGCCGCCAAACCGAAGCCGUCGAGCUUCACCGACUCCCCGUCAGAGACUAAACCUCACGAUGCAACACUAAAAACCCAGAGGAUUAUUGUUGUUGUGGAGAGAAUGAUUUGUACCUGUACAUAGGACCCGCUGGGUUUCAGGGGACGAUAUUUUAAUUUAUUUAUCAGCCUUUAGACGAGGAAAGGGAGGUUUGCUUCAACUUCCCGCUGUUGCUUUGGGUGCUGCGAAAAUUUAAAACGACGAAAAAGGAAAAAAAAAAACAAGAGAAAGGAAAGGAAUGAUUAUUUUUUAUGUUUUGCUCCUGAUACUAAGUGCAGUGACUUUAUACUAUUUUUUAUUUUGACCGCCAGCAGCAGCAGCAUCAUCACGACUGUGCUACUCUCUUCCUCAUUGGUCCGGUGAUCCGGCGGCUCGUCCUCCAUCGUAGACGUUCGCUGUGCAACCAAACUCCCACCACAAUAAUGUACAUAAGUAGAGAGUAAUAUAUGAUAAGGAAAUACUAUAGAGAACUACACGGAAAGAAAAAGAAAAAUCCUCUUUGAAUUUUAUUUUUCUGAGUGAUUUGGGGUUUGUUGUUUUCACACACACAUAAAAAGCCAUUUUAAACCACUUUUUUUUUUUUUUUACCGAUUUUGUUUUUAGAUUUGUUUUAUAUUUUAUGUACGACACGCGUUGAGUGUGUGCGUUUGUGUGUUUUUGUUCUUCCACACUUGGUUUGUAUGGACCGACACUACUGCCCGUACUGUAGAGUGAAACUUUUACCACAAACCUGCUUUGUUUUCACGCAGCAGAUGCCUUUCGUCCUUUAGAAUUGGUGCGUUUCCAAUUUAAGCUCAAUUUAACCAAAAAAAAAAAAAAAAAACGACGGAAAAAAGAGGGAGAAUUAGUUCUUUUCUCACAGCCUUUGCUUCUCCUGAGGAAUGUUUUCGAUGAUUUGUAAGAACUCUUGAGUUUAAAGUAAAAUAAGAAUGUAAACACUAAGAAAAACUAACGAUAAGCUGCGAGAACGUCGGCACUUUGGGGAGGAGAACCUCAGCGCUGCCUCCUGCUGGAGUCUGGAACGUGAGCAGAACGUCUCCGGGCGUUUUUUCCUUUGGCAGAGCGUACAGAGCAUUAAACGGCGUGACGGCUUCUGGCUGCAGAGGAGGGCGUUCACAGCCAAAAACCUCCGCUCAUCUGCUUCGGUUUCGUUUGACGGCGUUUCAACCGAGGAAUCGCAGAAUUAGAAAAUCUACCUAGGUGGUUCUGGUGUGGCGUUUUCUGGACGGUUUUUGGUCCUCGGAGCCUUUUGAGGAACAUCCGGGUCCGUUUUAUUCCAUUUGUCUCGUCAGAAAGGGAAACAAAAAGUACUUUGGUCGUCAUUCCUGCCCGUUUAAAACACUACAGAGUAGCUCUAAACAACCCAUUCCACGUGUUUUUGUUUUGUAUUUUAUAAGAAGAGAGAAGGUUAUUCCAGACAUCGUAGAACACGUUUAAGCUCUCCUUUAGUUCCUGCUGGAGUUUAUCUGUAGAAUGUAUUCGCUGGGGGGGGGAGGGCAGACCGUCUCAGCCUUGUGGCGUUUUAAUAUCGGCCGAUGUACAGAAAAGAAAAGAAAAAAAAUGCUCCCAGAUGUUUAGAGGAGAAGGAAACUCAGGAAAUGUCAGAACCAAUGAAUUCUUUUCAUUUAGAUGAGUGUUUUUUGGAGACGGACGGCAGGAAGACGGAGACAGACGAGGAGUUUGAGGGGUGAAGGGCGUCCGGUGGUCCGGCUGAGGUGCCACAUUUAGAAAACUAAAAGAUUCAAACGCCUUUGCAUUUCAGUGAGGUCUUAUCUACAGUACCUUCGAUAUUAUUUUGCUCUUUCAUAUCAUAUUACACUUGUUUUCUAGGAUUGCUUUGUAAUAAUUUGUACAGUUUUGCAUGUUAUAGAUGUAAUCAUUUGUGGGUUUUUUUCGGUUUGUUGUUUUUCUUGCUCCUUUUUUGAACGGUUUGGGCGUUUUACUGAGGAUAACCCACUACAGGUGAUGUAGAUUCUUUUUUGCACAAAAAAAAUAUUUAAGGUGUAAGGUCAAAACAAAAAAUAAUGUAUGGAACUGGCUGCCACACUUACGUGGAGAACUCAUUAUAUUAACCCGACUCCGAUGUAUUUCAAUAAAGCGGAGGGCUGUUACAAAUA